Messenger RNA from Thermochaetoides thermophila DSM 1495, 855 nucleotides. RefSeq lists its product as uncharacterized. The record is from RefSeq and is a predicted model, not a curated record. NCBI's taxonomy places the organism in Eukaryota, Fungi, Ascomycota, Sordariomycetes, Sordariales, Chaetomiaceae. The transcript is spliced from 3 exons. Bases 1 to 855 code for a protein of 284 amino acids.
AUGAAGCUACGAAGCUUCCUCAAGAGAUUAUCGCACGCCAAGAGUUUAAUCAUCCUCGAGACCGAUGACUUCAGACUUACUCCACAUAAAAUGGGACAAAUCGUCAACGGCCUACCUCGCCUUCAGCGCCUUCACCUGGGUUCCAGGAAAUGGGAAAAUCCUCCAGAUGUUUUGUCUCGGGAGUUGCUCGUUUCCGAAGCUAAGAAGGCUUCGUAUCAUCUCGACAAGGCUACUGAAUUUCCCACUGACUAUCCUAACCUAUACCCCGACCCAAUCACUGACUUUCCCCACCUCCCUCACCUCCAAACCUUCCGCUGCCGCUCCUACAUCAAGCCCUCCCUCCUCAAGCCCCUCCUUGAACCAGCCGCCCAGAACGGCAGCCUUGAAGUCCUCGAACUAGCCAUCGACCCAACCUUCAGAUUCCCCAGCGACCCGCGCAUUCGCCACCUCCUUCACAACGCAGAGCCUAUCCAGCACCCCGCCACCGACCUAUCCUUCGCACAAAGCGAGAACCUCCACACCCUUGGCCUGCGCGACUUCAACUGGGCUGACGCAGACAGCCACGGCUCGGUGCUCGCCAGUACAUUCAACGGGAAACCCCUGCUCGAUUGGAUCGAGUGCUUCCCUAAAUUGCACACCGUCAUGGCCUACCCCGGCAUGUACGAGCAAGCAGCCGGCUUUAUGCUGGAGCUGAUCCGACAUCCGAGCGUCAAGGAGCUCCAUCAGUCGGUACUAUCUGGGAUAAUGUGGGAUGAGGCUAAGAAGCUGGCAGCAGAGCAUGGAGUCAAGCUUCAUCAUACUGUGAAUUUUGUUCCGGCUGGAUGGUAUGAGUGGUACAAAGAAGGUUGGCAAUGA